Molecule: messenger RNA, 819 nt
Organism: Phaeoacremonium minimum UCRPA7
Lineage: Eukaryota; Fungi; Ascomycota; Sordariomycetes; Togniniales; Togniniaceae
Product: putative taurine catabolism dioxygenase protein
Exons: 4
Coding region: 1-819 (272 amino acids)
Molecular function (GO): oxidoreductase activity
Source: RefSeq, a predicted model, not a curated record
AUGGCUCAGGCGCUAGUAGCAUACCCAGCACCUAACGAGCUGCCCAAGGAGCAAUGGAGUGCGGAUGCUUUGUCAGGGAAUGAGCCUUCUGACGAUGUAGCUCGGCCUGACAUAGAAUGGGUCCCUUCUUUCAAGACAUACAAAGCCCGUGUUGAGGCUCUCGCCGCCCUUGGACUUGACCGUCCUACUACCCUCCCUGCUGGAUGGCCAGAAGAGGUUACCACAUCACGAGUCUGGUCCAAGUCUGACUUUACGUCGGAGAGCCAGUAUGUUGUUGAGUUUAGCAAAGCUGAGAUUGCGGAGAUCGAAGCAGGGCUUGCUCACUUUAAGGGCCUACCUGGAGAGCUCGGCCCGGAUGAUGUCUCUCAAAAAACGUAUCCUCUUCCGACUCUAGCUACCAAGUUAGACGAAAUCUCUGUGUCCAUUCAUAAUGGCAUAGGCUUUGCCAUUCUACGUGGCCUUGAGCCGAAGAAGUACUCCAAACUUGACAACGUCUUGAUAUAUCUCGGCAUUACCAGCUACAUUGCUGAGACUAGAGGCUGUCAGGAUUAUGAUGGUCGAAUGCUCGUCCACAUUCAGGACAUUCAGGAAGAACUUCGCAAGUAUGGAAAGCGCGGCCCUUUCUCGCCGUACCAUUCACGCACUCAGCCAUUCCACACCGACCGUUGUGAUAUUUUGGCUCUGUACGCUAUGGACGUUGCACCCAUGGGGGGCGAAUCUUUUCUUGCGUCCUCAGCUAAGAUCUACAACGAGAUUGCCAAGGAGAGACCCGAUGUUAUUCACACUCUGAUCAAGGAUGACUGGGUGUUCGACGAGUGA